Molecule: messenger RNA, 5442 nt
Organism: Pogona vitticeps (central bearded dragon)
Lineage: Eukaryota; Metazoa; Chordata; Lepidosauria; Squamata; Agamidae
Source: RefSeq, a predicted model, not a curated record
GAGUGGCUAUUCCAUGACACCACCAGUUCUCAGCAUCACAGAAGAGGAAUACGUGAUCAACGCUAAGGAUACACUGAAUAUCACCUGCAGAGGACAACAUCCCCUGGAGUGGUCAUGGCCUGGAAGCCAAGAGGACACCAUCCAGGUUGGAAAAGAAAGUGAUUCCGUGCUCUUUGUGAGUCCUGACAACAUCCGAACAGUGAAGGAAGAGGAUUGCGAGGGUACUGAUACAAAGCCUUAUUGCAAGGUCUUGACACUGACGGGUACUCAGGCGAAUGAUACAGGCUACUACCGCUGUUACUACAAAUACAUCAGUGCCAAAAUCGAGGGCACUACUGCAGUGAGCACUUACAUAUUUGUGAGAGAUUUUGAACAGCCGUUCAUUAAUAAACCAGAGACUCUUCUUAUCUACAAAAAAGAGAAUAUCCGUGUUCCAUGUCUGGUGUCCAUUCCAGAUCUUAACAUCACAUUGUUCCUGCCCACCUCUGUCAUCCACCCAGAUGGGAAGAGCAUUUUCUGGGACAACAAAAAAGGAAUGUUGGUCCCCACUGUACUGAUCAAGGACUCCUUGUUUGUUCAGUGUGAAACUCUCAUUGACAAGAAGCACUUCAAAUCCAGUUUCUUUCUUGUCCACAUUGCGGGGAAUGAACUUUAUGACAUCCAGUUGUCUCCAAAGAAAGACAUGGAACUACUAGUGGGAGAAAAAUUAGUUCUGAACUGUACAGUGUGGGCCGAGUUCAAUUCAGGAGUCGAUUUCCAGUGGGAUUACCCUGCUAAACAGAUGAACCGGAAAGUCAUAGAACAGCCUGAGAGGCGAUCCCAGCAGACACAUACCGAGCUCUCCAGCAUCUUGAUCAUCCAAAAUGUGAGCCAACAAGACCUGGGAAAAUAUACGUGCAUGGCUAGCAGUGGGGAGCAGGACUUGAAGGAGAGCAUAGAUGUCAUCGUACAUGAGAAGCCAUUCAUCAAUGUGGAGUGGAGGAAGGGCCCAGUGAUAGAAGCAACAGCAGGGGAUGAAAGCGUGAAGCUGCCAGUGAAAGUGGUUGCCUACCCUCUCCCUGAGUUCCAAUGGUUCAAAGAUGGCAAGUUAAUAUCCAACAGACAAUCUCAGUAUUCCCUGCAGAUCAAAGAUGUGGCAGAGCAAAAUUCUGGCUCAUAUACAUUGGUCCUGAAAAACAGACCAGCUGGACUGGAGAAGAGCAUUAAACUCCAACUGAUUGUUAAUGUUCCUCCUCAAAUCCAUGAGAAAGAAGCAUCCUCACCAAACAUUUAUUCCCGAAAAAGCCGGCAUGUGCUCACCUGCACCGUCUAUGGCAUCCCAGCACCAGAAAGGAUCCAGUGGCAGUGGAGGCCUUGGACACCCUGCCGGAUGUUCCCCCGACAUACUCUUAGCAAGCGGAGGUCUGUACGACGGCAUCAGCGGGAUCGGAUGCCCGAGUGUAAAGACUGGAAAGAUGUGUCGCAACUGGAUGCUGUGAACCCCAUUGAGAGCAUUGACACCUGGACAGAGUUUGUGGAAGGAAGGAACAAGACGGUCAGCAACUUGAUCAUCCAAGAAGCCAAUGUGUCUGUUAUGUACAAGUGUGUAGCCUCCAACAAAGUUGGUCGUGAUGAACGGCUCAUCUAUUUCUAUGUAACUACCAUCCCAGAUGGGUUUGAAAUUGAGUCACAGCCUUCAGAAGAGCCCAUCGAGGGUCAAGACCUGAAGCUAAGUUGCAAUGCUGAUAAUUAUACGUAUGAGAAUCUGCAGUGGUACCGGCUCAACCUCUCAAAACUGCAUGAUGAAGAGGGCAACCCUCUGGUCCUGGACUGCAAAAAUGUCCACCACUAUGCAACUAAGAUGCAGGGGGAACUGCACUUCAAACCCAACUCCAAUUAUGCUGCAUUGACACUCACCAUCCCAAGCAUCUCACUAGAAGACGAAGGAGAUUAUGUGUGCGAGGUGCAAAACCGGGAGAAUAACGAAAAGCAUUGCCACAAAAGAUACAUCUCCGUGCAUGCUCUGGAGGUCCCCAGAUUGAAACAGAACCUCUCAAACAUCCUGGUGAAUGUGAGUGACUCCAUAGAGAUGCGCUGUAAAGUUGAUGGCACCCACAUUCCAAACAUCAACUGGUACAAGGAUGAGAAGCUGGUAGAAGAGGUGUCAGGGAUUGACCUAGCAGAUUCCAAUCAGAGGCUGAGUAUCCAAAGGGUAAGAGAAGAGGAUGCUGGUCUCUACCUGUGUACUGUCUGCAAUGCCAAGGGUUGUGUGAAUUCCUCCGCCAGUGUCUCUGUGGAAGGUUCAGACGACAGGACCAAUGUGGAGAUUGUCAUCUUAAUUGGGACAGGGGUCAUUGCCAUCUUUUUCUGGAUUCUCUUGAUCCUAAUCUUCUGUAAUAUUAAACGACCUGCUCAUGCUGAUAUUAAGACAGGCUACCUGUCCAUUAUCAUGGACCCAGGUGAAGUUCCCUUGGAAGAGCAAUGUGAAUACCUGCCCUAUGACUCCAGCAAGUGGGAAUUCCCUCGGGAGCGACUUCAACUAGGUAAAGUCCUAGGCCAUGGGGCUUUUGGGAAAGUGAUGGAAGCCUCUGCAUUUGGAAUUAACAAGAGCAACAGCUGUGAGACAGUGGCGGUUAAAAUGCUCAAAGAGGGAGCUACUGCGAGUGAGCACAAGGCACUCAUGUCAGAGUUGAAGAUUCUCAUCCAUAUUGGAAACCAUCUUAAUGUGGUGAACCUUCUGGGAGCCUGCACCAAACCGAAUGGUCCCCUCAUGGUCAUUGUUGAAUUCUGUAAAUAUGGAAACCUAUCUAAUUAUCUGAGGACCAAACGGGAAGGAUUCAGUCCUUACAGAGAAAAAUCCCCCAGAUUACGCAUCCAGGUUCGCUCUAUUGUAGAAGCUGCCAGAGCAGACAGGAGGAGCCGUUCUGGUACCAGUGACAGUGUGAUCCUGAGCAGAUUUCUGAUGAACAAGAGUCAAGCAUCGCCACCGCCUCUCAUACAAGAAGUGGAUGAUUUGUGGCAAAGCCCUCUGACAAUGGAGGACCUGAUCUGCUAUAGCUUCCAGGUUGCCCGUGGUAUGGAGUUUCUAGCUUCUAGAAAGUGCAUCCACAGAGACUUGGCAGCUCGCAACAUCUUACUGUCAGAAAACAAUGUGGUGAAGAUUUGUGACUUUGGCCUGGCCCGAGAUAUCUACAAGGACCCUGACUAUGUCAGGAAGGGCAGUGCCCGCCUCCCCCUAAAGUGGAUGGCUCCAGAAAGCAUCUUCGACAAAGUCUACACCACCCAAAGUGAUGUCUGGUCCUUUGGGGUCCUCUUGUGGGAGAUCUUCUCUUUAGGUGCCUCGCCAUACCCUGGAGUCCAAAUCAAUGAGGAAUUUUGCCAGAGACUGAAGGAUGGCACCAGGAUGAGAGCUCCAGAAUAUGCCACUGCUGAAAUUUACCGUAUAAUGCUGAGUUGUUGGCAUGGUGAUCCCAAAGAGAGACCAACAUUUUCUGACUUGGUGGAAAUCCUUGGAGAUCUUCUCCAGGAAAAUGUCCAGCAUGAGGGGAAGGAUUACAUCCCACUGAAUGACUCUCAAAGCUCAGAAGAUGAUGGCUUCUCCCAGGUUGCUUCCUCUAUCCAGCAGAACUCUGAUGAAGAGGAAUUUGACAUGAGGAUACACUGUCACAACAUAGCAGCAAGAUAUUACAACUGUGUGUCUUUUCCUGGUUGUUUGACUGGCGGGAAUCAGAUAAGGUGUCCAUCAAGAAUAAAGACUUUUGAAGAAUUUCCUAUGACCCAAACCAUGUAUAAAACACAUCCGGACAAUCAGACAGACAGUGGGAUGGUUCUGGCAUCUGAAGAGUUUGAGAGAAUAGAAAAUAGACACAGAAAAGAAGGUGCCUUCAGCAGUAAAGGAUCCAGUCGAAAUGAAGACUCGGCAGUGGAUCAGUCGGAUCUGAGGGGCCGAUGUCGGCCAUCCUAUCAUUCCCAGCUCCGUGGCCAGACUUUUUACAACAGUGAAUAUGGGGAACUGUCAGAACAGUCAGAGGAAGGCAGCUGCACUCCACCCACUGAGGGCCCGAGCCCGUCCCUCCUUCACGCUUCGUUCUUUUCAGACCAAUACUGAGGGGCGAACAGAUGGUGGAGACGCCAUGCCAAGAGAUACACCCUUCUCCCUUGGCAUGGCAUAGCAUCUGUUCCAUGGAGCCUUUCCCCAUUCCUCCUAGAAGAAGGCGCAGCAUGGAGGGGCAAAGAAACAGAUGGAGAACUCCUUGGAUGUGAAGAGAGGAGCCAAGCUUUCGAAAAGGGACAUGACUCUUGCACUUGAGAUGAUCACAAAUCCUUGAUCUGAUGCUCGUUUAUUUUUUUUAAUUAGGUCUUGAACGCAGCUCUCUAGGUGAAACAAAACUGUUCUGCCACCAGAUGGGAUUGUGCUGAGAGCUGCAGCCUUCACACACUGUUUAGCCUCCAUUCAAAUAGUUUGCCAUAAUAAGCUUUAUUUCAGGUCAGAUAAAAAUAGAUGUGUCUUAGCUGGGUUUCUUCCUGAUAUGCAGCUUUGUUUGUUUCUCCUCUUGUUUUAAAGUAAUUCUGCUAGCAGAAGGGAGGGGGAGAACUAGAGGCAUGAAUUUGAGCAACAGAAGAGCAGCCGUAUUGCUAGACGUAGAUAGUCCUGACACAGGCAUUUCCAGCAGCUCUGUAUCGAGUAUUACCUAUCUCUAAUUCUUGAACUGUACAGUCUUCCAUGCUUCAGUUAUGUUAGAAGCCAAGACAGAAGCAAGGCUUUUACCCCUUUGGUUGUAGUCCGUUGGCCGUAUGGCCAAUCUCUCUAAGAGCCCCCAGAGCAUCCCCCAAAACCACACUUGGGCUGCCACUCUUUAGGGGGCCUUUAAAGCAAGCAUUUUACUUGCAUCCAAUGGCUUUUAACAGUUUGCCAAAAAAUUCAGCAGGAAAUGGGGAAAGCCAUCUUACAAACUGGCCUUGAUUUGCUGUCCCAUGCUAGCUGCAAACCUCUACAGUGCCAUUAAAAUGAGCAAAAUGCUUGUUUUAAUUUUUUCCCCCCUGUUGCUGCUGGAUUUUAGUAAGGUGGCGAUGCAGCCUGCAGCAGACCCUGGGCAAACAAAAUACGCCUUCAGAGGUAUUGGUGUUGCCAUUAUCACUGUGUUCUCACAUCUGUACUGACUUCAUGGCCUGCAAGGAACUGGAUUCCUUUACUCUGUACUGAGAAGUAAAAAAAGAGUAUGUAAAUUCUAAAGCGGAAAACGGGGAAGGAGAAUCCCAAAUAUAAAACAUAUUUAUGUGCCCAGACUAAAAUGCUUUUUUCACCCUGAAAAAUAUUAAAUAGUGGUCUAUAUAAACUCGGUGCUUUUCAAGGGAUCUGACAGUUAGGGUUUUGCUAACACAUUGGCUAAAAUCUGGUAGUGAGUCACAGCUACAAUACAAUGGACUCAAUAGAACUUGUGGAGGAGUUUACUCACCAUAUCA